AUGCAGAGGUCAGAACGCGCAUCGGUGCACACGGUGCACUCGGUCGCCAACAGCAUCCUCAGCCGCGCUUCCAACUUCAUCCCCAUCGCCUACAUUCCCGGCGUCAUGAACAGAAACGGAAACCAAGAACACGUUCCUCCAGUCCCGCCGAUUCCUGCUGCUCACGGUCCUCCUGUCAGUGGUCGCUCGUCCGAUGGCGAAGCUCUAUUCUUUAGCCCUGCCGACCUUCGCGACUCGACAUACUCGGAUUCUUCGUCGUUGGACAACCGCAGCACCUUCUUUGGCCGCCCCAGCAUUACACCCUCGCUGGCCCGUAGCAGUAUAGCCUCCUACCGCGACGAUGCCGUGGCAAACCCCAUGCCUGCUCAAACCGUGCUGCGUGGAAAAGCAAAUGUUGUCAGUGUAAAGAGCGGAAACAGCGGCACACCCACCUCAACGCCACUUCAAACCACUCCCGCCGAAGAACUCGCGAACCCUCUGAACCGCAGCGCCAGCGGCAGAAAACUAAACAUUGUCAUGCCCUCCUCCAGCGAUACCAUCCGCCCCGGUUCCUCGAACUCGUCCUCAUCACAACAAACCCUCAGCAGUGCCAGCUAUGGCAAACCCACUCUACUCACCGUAGGCGGCUCCAAAGCAAAGAAAGGCCGUUUCCCUGUCUCUUCAUCCGACUCUUCUCCCUCGCAAACAAAGCCCAAUGUAUCCUCUCCGCUAGCGAACUCUGCAGCAACAACUCCAGAUGAUGAAAUCGAUGCAUCGCCAUUCUCAGAUGCUGCGUCUAUUUCUCCUCCGCCGGCGAACAAACGUACGCCAGGAGGGCUGUCGGCUGUCAUUGAAGAGACGGCCAGUAUGAGGGGAAGCCUAGCGGCACGAAGGCUAAGCAAGCAAUUGGCGCAGCAGGUUCCUCGUGGCCAGAGUCCUUUCGGGGAUGAGCACGAGGCUUGA
Molecule: messenger RNA, 942 nt
Organism: Aureobasidium uvarum
Lineage: Eukaryota; Fungi; Ascomycota; Dothideomycetes; Dothideales; Saccotheciaceae
Source: the annotation of a GenBank genome assembly